AUGCCAUUGAAAGAUAGAGUUCGCCAUUUAUUACAUCGUGAUCAGAAUAAAGACCGCGGUCAAUCAGCUACAGGUGAAAAUGAAAUCAGCCAAACGCCAACCUUUAGCGUGACUAAGGAUGAUUCAGCAAUUGAAGAUGAAGUUGAUCAUGACGAGAAAUUGCCUCAUGAAUUAAGCCUAAAAAUAAUAGAAAGCCAAAGGACUGAACUUCAGAAGAAAUUAAAAUCUGUUACAAAGAAACUGUCUGAGUUGGUUCUAGAAAAUCAUACCGCUUACAUGGGGGAACUGCAAAGGGUAAUGGAUCUUCAGGAAGAUCUGGAAAGAGCCAAUGUUUUGUGUGCCAGUGGAAGAAAAAAAUUAACUCUUUCGAGAGAAAAAUUUAGUGGAGCAGGUCUAGGAGUUCUUGGAAAACAUCGAAAAAAACAGCUCUUGUCUUAUCUAUUGCAAAAUUUUCAUACUAUCAAAACAUUGCAAAAAACGGAUAUUCAUCUACGAGAGCUAUUAGAGGAAAAGUUAGAUGUUGCCUUGUCAAAGAUUUGUUCAAAAUUUGACUCAGAAACAUACACAACUAUUCAAAACGCCUACAGUUUACUUGGAAAGAAUCGGGCUGCAAUGGAUCAAUUACAUAUGCAUUAUACAAGUGCUAUUCACAAUACUGCAUUUAGUGUAGUUACCGGACAUGUAGAGGAAAAAGGAGAAGCGCUGAUAAAAGAGGAAGCUCAAAAAUUUUCCUAUCAGGAUUUGUGUAAAAAAGUUCCGAUUUCGCGAUUCAUCGAAUGUUUGAUUCAUUUAUCAAAAGAAAUGUGGUACAUAAUGCAUAGUUAUUAUUACGUCAUGAAAUGGCAUAAAGACGAAGAAAAAAAUGUACCGAAAUUAGACUCUUACCCUAGUAUAGCUGAUAUUGAAAACGAUUACAACAAGAAGUAUGUUUUAAAGAAGCUAGAGACUGGUUUUACCCGAGUGUGGCAAGAUGUUCAAAUGAAAGUUAAACUCCUACUGUUUGGCACAGACUUUUCCUCAUUUAGUAAAUUUGAAGAUCUGUUAUUCAUUCUCGAUCUUACUAAUAGGUUAAUGUUAGUGGGUGAAGAAUUUUGCGGAAGUAAAUCGAAAACCUUACAAGAAACAAUUCGUACUCAGAGUAUUAAUUAUUUCAAAUCGCAUCACCGAGCUCGUUUAGACGAGUUAAGAAUGUACCUAGAGAAUGAAGCAUGGGAAGUGUGCCCUUUAGAGCUUGGAUUUAAUAUAUUCAACCUUCAAGAGUUUAGAUUUUUAAGAACUGCUGUUCAAGACGCGAACAAAUCGAAAUCUGACACGAAUGGUAUGAGAUGUGAGGUUAAUGGAAUUUUUGAGAAAUAUAACGUUUUAGAGAGCCCUUUUGAUUGUAUCAUUGAAGAUAAUAGCCCAGAUGACGUCGUUUCCACGGAUAAGCCAUCAAAUGAUGAACCUGAGGUAGAUGAAGAAGGUAAAACGAUCUAUAAUGAUAAUGAUGAAGAUGACAUUCCUGACGAACUUAAACAAGAUUUUAUCGACGAGCAAACCGGUGAAACGCCAUCUAGGAACUACAAGGCUGGGGAGACCAACGAUGUAAAAUUUUCACAAAAUUCUUCGGUUGUUGCCAAUACAACUUUAACUACCAUUCGGUUUUUUGGGCGAUAUAUGCACAUUAUGCAUGCGCUAUCACCAAUUGCUUUCGAUGUUCUCAUUAGCAUGACUCAGCUUUUUGAUUACUAUUUAUUUACGGUAUUUUCCUUCUUUUCUAAUGAAACGAUUAGUAACAAUCAUCAACUAAGCAGUAAACUUGCUGCAACUUUAAAGAGGAUAAAGGAUAACAUGAUCCAAUCUUCGCAUGCUAGUGAAUCUGUUAGUGUCAGUGUCGAUGAUAUUAAGGUUCAGUUUCCACGGAUGUCAUUAGAUGCUACCCUAUUUGAUGCUGGAACUCAACGAGGAUUAGCAUGUAGAAUCAUUGCCACUGAGUCUGUGAUUUUUUUAGCUGAUAAACUUGAACUUCUUCGUCUUCACCUUGAAACAAUGAUUCCUUCUUCAAAACGCCCUUUUUUGUCCCAGUUUUAUUCUCAGAUUCGUCUAGCUAUGAAUAAUGUUAAAUGGGACGUUAAGGAAAUUAUGUCACAACACAGCAGUUACGUCGACUUAUUAAUACAGGAAUUCUGGCGGUUCGAUACAUACUUUAAAAGUUUGGCGCGGAGAGUGUUAUUGCCGAUUGAAGUAUAUAAUAUAUUAUGGGAUCGUUGCAUAAAGUUAGCUAAUAAGACAUUUGUUGAUGGCUUCAGUAAUGUAAAGAAAUGCAGCAAUGAAGGCAGAGCCUUAAUGCAAUUAGAUUUUCAGCAAUACUUGUUGCAGCUCGAGAAAAUGACAACCGUGAGGCCAAUACCAGAAAAAGAAUACGUAGAAAAUUACGUCAAAGCCUAUUAUUUAACUGAAUCUGAAAUUGAAAAAUGGAUUCGCUCUCAUAAAGAAUACUCAUCUAAGCACCUUUCAAACUUGGUUCUACACGGAGUUGGAUCUCACCUCAACAAGAAGCAAAAGCAAAAGAUAUUAAAUUUGAUUGAAGAUAUAGAAAAAGGAAAAAAAUCUUAA
Messenger RNA from Trichoplax adhaerens, 2595 nucleotides. RefSeq lists its product as uncharacterized. Gene Ontology annotation, molecular function: SNARE binding. The transcript has 33 exons. Gene Ontology annotation, biological process: retrograde transport, endosome to Golgi; endocytic recycling. The coding region runs from base 1 to 2595 and encodes 864 amino acids. Gene Ontology annotation, cellular component: EARP complex. The record is from RefSeq and is a predicted model, not a curated record. NCBI's taxonomy places the organism in Eukaryota, Metazoa, Placozoa, Uniplacotomia, Trichoplacea, Trichoplacidae.